GUUUGCACAGUGUGCCACCACAUCACGUUGGAGAGGAAACCAACACUGACACACAGGUUUGAUUUUCCUUUAAAGACAUGUUUAAGGCUCAGGAUUGUGCAGGACAGCCUGGAUUUCUUUUCCCAACAUUAUAGUAAAGAAGAAGGCUGUAGCUCACAGACUCAGAGGGGAUUCGGCAUCCAUGGAGUCCAGUCCAUCCAGUCUGUCCUUACCAACAGAGGACGCCCAUGAGGUCUACGUUCAGCCACAUUACAAGGAAUCCUACCGCCUGGCCAUUUACGCCCUGCUCUGUGGAGGCAAAGAGGCCUACGAGGAGUACCUCCGAGUCGAGCAACUCAGCCACUUUCUGUCAGAGGAGGAGAUCCUCUUUAUCUUGGAAAAUGCUGAAUUACCGGUUGUGGAGGAACAUUCUAGGGGCUUGCAAGUUACAGAUGAAGGUAGCCCCUCUACCUACUUUCCAGCUGAGUCGGACGAGGAGGUGCCAGACCUGGACCUGGGAUGGCCAGAGGUUGCACUGGAGGGCAAGGACACCAGCAUCAGCCUGCUGUUUCACCCCCCCAGACAAAACACACCGACCAUUAAAGAAGUGGUGCGGAGGCAGAUUCAGGAGGCGCAUCAGGUUAUUGCCAUAGCGAUGGACGUCUUCACCGACGUGGACAUUUUUAAGGAGACCGUGGGUGCAGCACUGAGGGGAGUCAAGGUCUACAUCCUUCUGGAUGAUUCCCAAGUCAACAGCUUCCUCAAAAUGUCCCACGGUGUGGGCGUUAACAUCCACGACAUCAAGAACCUUCGUGUUCGGACAGUUCAGGGCCAACAGUACCAAUGCCGGUCCGGGAUGAAGUUUCACGGAGGUUUGGAGCAGAAGUUCAUGCUGGUGGACUGCAGGACAGUUUUGUAUGGAACAUACAGCUACACAUGGUCGUUUGAGAAGAUCAACCUGAGUAUGGUCCUGGUUGUCACAGGUCAGCUGGUUGGCUCAUACGACGAGGAGUUCAGAAGACUGUACGCUCAUUCAGUAGUUCCUGCAGUCUUGUCUGAGCGGAGGCCGCCGGUCCCGCACCUCAGAGACCCUAUGGUGAUGAGGAGUCCAAACUCCAGCCAGCUUUCCCUUAAUCAAGUUCCCAUGAGAUCCAGAAUGAUGCAGGGCCUAAGGAGCGCUCAGAGCAGCAGUUUUAGCAAUGGCGCCAUGAUUAGCCGGGGGUUGAGCGUGCAGGAGAGGCUGCAUCAGUCGCACGUUCCUGACGGAGGGAACUUGGUAAGAGGGCACAGUUAUGGAGGAGAGCUGCAAAAGGUGAACUCCAUGACCCGAGUGAGGAUGGGAACCAAGGACUUUGGAAUCCCUGUUACUCCUGAGAGGGCUGGAUCCAACCUGAGAGGUGGCAGAGCUUCUCAGCAACAACUAAGGCACCAGACCCGCUACGGUGCGGACCACAAUCUGAUACCAUUCAAUUCUGAAACAUCCCUCCACAGAUGGAAGAUGGAUACAUACCUCAACGAGAGCGACAUGCUUCUAGGUGCGUCAUAUGACGGAAUAUCCCCAAUGAUCUCACCACACAGCAGUCACAUGGGUUUAAAUGAGCUUCAGUCACAGCUGAUCCACAGCAGGUCCAGGGACAUCAAGUCCAGGAUGGAGGAGACGAGGCAGAAGAGACUCAGUCUACAGGAGACGGCCAAUCUCAGGCAAAGUAAGGAGUCCCUGAGGUCUGUGUACUCAACUGUAGAAAGAACGAAAGGUAUGACUUCAAUGAGAGGUCUGGAUGUUCGGCAGAGUGUGGCAGAACUGGUGCUAAAUACACAAAACAUGGAAGACAGCGAUCUGAAAAUGGAAGGUGGCAUGAGAGAGCAAAUUCUCACUGAUGGCCAUCGCUCGGUUUCUCAUUAUGACAUCAAAACAGCUGCAGAUAGAAAGAUGAUGAAAACGAACAACUGGCAGGAGACAGCUCUUUCUAGGACUAAAUCAGAUGCUGAUUUAGACGUAAAACUGACUGAUGCGGCACUCAAACUUUCUCUCUUGCACUCCAGCGGUCUCAGUAUGCAGCAGUCAAGGGUGAUGGAGUCUUUGACUGAGAUCCCUGAAGAGAAAGAAGUAUCAAACACUCAUGUUAGCAGUUUAGACUCAUCUAUCAGAAACAAAAUUGAAGAGGUUUGUAAAGCAGAAAAAGCUGCUGCAAGAGAAAACUCUGUACAAGCAAGCAUACCUGCAGAAUCGCAGCAACUGGAUCCAGACAGAGGAAGUCAUGUUUCUCUACUUAACGGUGAGACAUCUGUUAGCACUGAUACUGAAACUACUCCAAAGAUGUUAAAUGGAUCAUCUACAGAACGUCCUGCUCCAGGCGAGGCUCAUCGUCAUCACACAGAAAAGGACCAAACAGGACCAGAACUUCAGAGGAACAACUCCGCGAGAAUGAAGGUACAUUCAUUACCUGCAGCCGCUGAAAAGAAAGAAAAAUCCCUCCAAAGAAGGACCUCACUGAGAUCAUCACCCAGGCUAGAACAGCCAACAUCUGCUGCAGAGCGAACAACAAAAAAAGGUCAUUCACCUCAAAUCCACAGGUCCCAGAACUCACUCAGUGGCUCGUCAGAGACAGAAAAGCAGAAAGAUCCGUUCUCAAGACCGACUCCUCAACGUUUCGGCAGAAGGAAGAUCAAUCUGGACAAUGAAGGAGCGGCCGUUUCUCAAGCCGCAAGAGACAGAGUCUACAGCCGAUAUGAGCUUCUGUUUAGCUCUGAAAACGCCUCAGACAAAGACAGAAACUCCUCGCUGAAAAGAAGUAAGGCUGGCUAUCCACUGUAUCCGACACAAACUGCUUCAGACAACAAACUGGGUCGAUUCAUGCAGCGAGUGGGAAAUCUAAUCAACAAGAACAAGUAGGAGAAGGAGAAGCCCGGUUCAUGUUUAGUCCUGUUGUUAACGCUGGUUCCCACACAGCUCUACAGUAAGCUGCAUUCAGAUGAUGAUGUCUUUGGUAUCUGAAGGUUUACUCUGCGAUGCAAAGUCUCAGGAAAAAUAAAUCCUUCCCAGGAAACAGUUUUCUCCUAUAAUCUCAAUCAUGUCCUUUUAAAUGGUUUAGUCCUCAGUGGGGGGACUGGUCCAAAGACAGAACGGCUGGAUUAAACCACCUACCUCUUUAUUUAUCCUGUAAUAAUGUUUAAAAUAAUGUUUUUCUCAUCAAGUUCUUGCUCCAGACUUUCUCCUUUUUAUCUUUUAUGAGUUGAACUUCUAUGGUCCUAUUUUAUGUGUAACAGGCUCAACUAUAACAGCAAAAUCCACACUGGUCACAUUCUUCACUCAGCUUCACAGCUAAAGAGAAAUGCAGCCUUUCACCCUGGAAUCAGGAUUUAUGUCGUUGCACCAUCAGAUGUAUUCACAUGGGGAAAAAACUCAGCUUUUCUGAAUUUACAAGAUAAUUUUACCUUUAAUCUCUUCAGUUUUUAUACAUUUAUUGGAUAGAUUUUAAAAUAUAAUUUAUCUUCUUCUAUGUUUUGUUUAUAUUAACACAUUAUACAAAAGAAACUUAAUAAUAUUUCAGUUUUGUUUCUGAUUUUUAUUAGCAUUUUUACUAAUACUUAUUUUCCCUUUUUCUGAAUUGACAUUUAUUUUUCUAUAAAAAAUAUUUUUCUCCUCAUUUUACUCUGAAUUACUUCCAAGUUCUGGAGCCACAUUCUGAUCUGCAGUGUCAGAUGAUUUUCAGCAUCACUUUUCAGGCGUCAUUUAAACAUAUCGUUAACUUUCUUUGUUUUCAAGGUGUUACAAAAGCAAAAGAGUCAGAGUUCAGGUAAAAGUACAGGGUUACACAGCUUGGACUGUUCAUCACUCUUCAUACUUACACCAAGUCUGUUGUGAAAAAUGAAUUUAACGGUCCUGAAGCUGCAGCCUCCAGCCCUGCAGAUCCUCCUCAUCAUCAGCACGUCCUUGCUCAUAAUUAUUUAAUUUAUUUUAUCGAUUCAGAAAAAGUCAUAGAAAGCUUUUUUAAUGAGCUCAUUAAGUUAGAAAAAAAAGAUAAUAAAUAAAUAUCAUUUCAGUAAAAUUAAUCAGUUUAGGUAAAAAAAAUCUCAUUAAUUCAGAAAACAGUUAUAGAUUUUCUUUAACUGUUAUAAAUUCAG
This is a messenger RNA of Melanotaenia boesemani (Boeseman's rainbowfish), 4104 nucleotides long. RefSeq names its product protein FAM83B-like. The transcript has 5 exons. Gene Ontology annotation, biological process: epidermal growth factor receptor signaling pathway. Gene Ontology annotation, cellular component: cytoplasm; membrane. NCBI's taxonomy places the organism in Eukaryota, Metazoa, Chordata, Actinopteri, Atheriniformes, Melanotaeniidae. Bases 182 to 2872 code for a protein of 896 amino acids. The record is from RefSeq and is a predicted model, not a curated record.